UAGUUACAUUUUUCGUAUAAAAUAUUAUAUAUUAAAUGUUUCUAGCGCUAAUACUUCUCGCGCUCUUUUUCCAGCGGAAAUCAGCAUUAGUUUCAUCCGAAUGGUAUCCACAAAUAAAUGUCGGCGAUGUGCCGCCCAAUGGAAAACCAUACCAGAUAGUUCGCGUAAUUGAAUAUAUUCUGCCCUUUCCUUAUAAAAUAUCCAUGGGGAAAAACGCCAGAUCACCAAGUGCUACCGCUACGCCGCCCGAUAGCUUGGAAGUGAUUCCCGCUCGUAUCGAAAAUUUUCUAGCCAUGGAACAGGCCACUACAAGUACACCCAAACCGAAAGCGACGAGGCACUUCCUGUUGAAGGUCCUUCGUGGAAACACAAUCAUCUGUAGCGGGGCUUUAAUCUCCGGCCGGCUGGUUCUCACCUCCGCCCACUGUUUUGUCGAUGGACCGACCGAUGGGCAGAAACACAAACCCCUGGCCCAGGAAUACAAAGUUCAGGCCAGCCGCAGUCGCAUCUACGAUGUGGUGAACAUUAUCCUUGGCCCAGACGCAAGCAUGACCGAAGACAUGGCCCUAGCUCUUCUCAAGGUAUCCGUACAGGAUGCCUAUGUCCAGCCGGUCGCACUUUGUGACACCCAGCUCCAAAGACCGGACAAUGUCACCAUGUACAUGUCACAGCGUCAUCUGCGUUUCCUACGCACCGAAGUCAUCACCAAUGGGGCUUGUAAGCGGAGCUAUGCGCUGGACGAAUCCGUCUUCAUCACCGCCACAAUGUUGUGCGCCAGGAACUCCAACAAGGUGGCCGACUGCCAGACGACCAGGGGGGAUCUCCUGCUGCAUCAGGACACAUUGUGCGGCAUCAAUAUAUACGGAUCACACUGCUCGGAGGGAUCAAUAAAUGGGGACCUGUAUGCUAAUGUCUUUAAAGCGAGAAAGCAGCUUAAGCGACUAAUCAAGACUUAUGGUUGAACAAAAUCCACCAAACAUUUUUUACAUCAUUGAAUUCAAUACAAUAAUGUUUAUUUGUUCUGACAUCCAAUUAAAUUUGAAAAAUGUUC
This is a messenger RNA of Drosophila ananassae, 1051 nucleotides long. RefSeq names its product seminase. Gene Ontology annotation, molecular function: serine-type endopeptidase activity. Bases 36 to 962 code for a protein of 308 amino acids. The transcript has a single exon. NCBI's taxonomy places the organism in Eukaryota, Metazoa, Arthropoda, Insecta, Diptera, Drosophilidae. The record is from RefSeq and is a predicted model, not a curated record. Gene Ontology annotation, biological process: proteolysis.